UAACUUAAAAUUUUGUUCAAAAAGUUUUCCAAAUUAUUUAAUAAAUUAAAUGACAUAAAUUCCUACGAUUGGUACACAAAAACGCCUCUAAUUUGAAUAAAGUUUUGGGCUAAUGUAUAGAACGUAGUUAGAUUGACGUUGCAGUCAACGUGAUUGAACAACAUCAAAACUGCUUGACGGGUUGUGUGUUGAGCGCAUUAAAAUUACUUUUCAAUAUACAAAAAUACUUAUUUAAGCUAUAUUGAGUAAAACACCCUGUGUACAAAUGCUAAAUCAGCUGUGCGAUUAAUUGAAAUAUAAGUUGACUUAGUAAAAGACAUGGAAGUACAAACUGAGUCAAUGCCACAAAAAAAUGCAGCGGAGCUAAGACGAGAACUUCGUCGAAAGAAAAUACUUUGUAACGCUGAAAACAGGCUACAGAAGUUAAUUGGCGGAACUGUUAACGAAAGUCAGCAGCCAAAAGUUUAUGAUGAUGUGGUACAAGCAAAUGAUGCGGAUAUAACACCAAGUAUUUUAACGGACCCGUCUACGAUAUUUGAAGCUGCCGACUAUCCUCAAGAACUCACCACAGUUUCAGAACAAAACGUACAUCCUUUGUUCCGUUAUAAAAUACAUGUAAUUAUUCCUGCCGUUAUAAUAUAUUUAUAUACCUUGCAUUUUUGCGAGGAACAACACAAAAUAAGCUUGCUGCUGCCGUGUAUAAUUAGCUCUAUUAUGGAAAUGUACUUCAAUCGCAAUCGAGAAAAUUCCAUUAUGCCAUUAGAAAUGGCAUUAGGUUUAUUUAAAAUUAAUUUCAAAGGAUUGAAAUAUAUCGCCCAUAUUCGUAAUGUUGUAUCGGAUAUCGCGUUAAUAAUAUUCAUGUUUUGCAUUAUUACAUACAUGCUAACGUUUGUAAAUAGCAAUUUUCUAAAUUUAAUCCAAACUACAUAAAACAUAUAAUUCUCAUAACGUGGUAUGGGUGGGUGUGUUGUUAUUAUCUACUGCACUAAUAAAAACUAUAAUAAUUCU
Messenger RNA from Teleopsis dalmanni, 1008 nucleotides. RefSeq lists its product as uncharacterized. The transcript is spliced from 3 exons. The record is from RefSeq and is a predicted model, not a curated record. NCBI's taxonomy places the organism in Eukaryota, Metazoa, Arthropoda, Insecta, Diptera, Diopsidae. The coding region runs from base 319 to 930 and encodes 203 amino acids.